AUGUCAUGUCGUGGCAAAAUUUGUCAAAAGACACCGACACCGGUUUUGUUUGUGUGGUGUUGUAUAAUUUUUAAUGAAGUUAUCAAAUUAUAACAAAUAAAUUAUUGCUUUACAAAUAAAAUAAACAGAAAUACUGUAAAGCUAUUAAAAUGGGUGUAAACAGCGGUACAUCUUUCGUCCUGUCCUCAAUUUUGGCUCUACUAAUAUUCUCGCUAAUGCAAUUAUAUAAACCACUUUUGAUUAGAUCGCCAGUGACUAUUAUAUUUGGCGGAUAUCUUGGAUCACUCAUGUUCAUGUUCCUCGUGACUGCUGUUGGCAAUUUAGAGACUGCAUUGUUUGGAAAGGGCUUCCAAGUGAAAUUGCCAGAAGUAGUCAUAUCCAUACUAAUAUCCUUGAUAGCGGCAGGGAUGGUGCAUAGAAUAUGUUUCACUACAUGCUUGAUAUUCUCGAUAAUUACAAUAUACUACAUGAAUAAGCUGUCUCAAAAAACUUAUGCAUCUUCCAUUCCUGCCCCAGCUCCAGUGAAGAGUCGUCGUCACAAAUAAUGUAUUGUUUAGGUAUAAAUCCUAUUUUUAUCAUACCUUAUGGUCACAAUACAUUUUUUUAUUCAA
This is a messenger RNA of Plodia interpunctella (Indianmeal moth), 611 nucleotides long. RefSeq lists its product as uncharacterized. The transcript has 4 exons. NCBI's taxonomy places the organism in Eukaryota, Metazoa, Arthropoda, Insecta, Lepidoptera, Pyralidae. Bases 150 to 545 code for a protein of 131 amino acids. The record is from RefSeq and is a predicted model, not a curated record.